AUGCCGGCCGAUCGUAAGCGUAAUUCAAGGAAAGCUAAGAAGGAAGGCGCUGCCUCCAGUACGCCUGGGAUGCAACUUACUUGGACAAUGCCUGUCGAGGCGGAAAACGUGACCGGGAUCGAGUUUGCCUCCUCGCUCACGCCGACGUCGUUCCGUGAUAACAAGAAGAAGUUCGUACCCGUAUCAUCGCCCGAUGUCGCCGACGACGUCAAGGCCAGUGCCCCUGCGGAGCCGACGCUCUUCCCUCAUGCAGCACCGGCGGUCGACGGGCCUCGCAAGCCGACGCACCAGAAGAAGAAGGCGGAGAACCACAUCCCACGGCCGCCCAACGCGUUCAUCCUGUUCCGGUCAUCGUUCAUCAAGAGCAAUCACGUCUCUAACGAGGUGGAAACGGAUCACAGCCAGCUCUCCAAGAUCAUCGGCAUGACCUGGCAGAGCAUGCCCGAAGACGAACGCAAGUUCUGGCACUCCAAGGCGUUGGACGCGCAGGCGGAGCACAAGAAGAAGUACCCGAACUACGCCUUCCGCCCAGCUGCUUCCCGGGCCGCCGCGCCUUCCAAACGCAGAGUACGCGCUGACGUACAGCGUGAUGGCGAGCGCUGUGCGCGGAUCGCCGAGCUGCUGGUCGAAGGAAAGAAGGGCGAAGAGAUCGCGGUAGCCAUCAAGGAGUUCGACAAGCAGAAUGCGAAGCCUGUCAUCGCGCGCUUUGAGGAGCCUGUCACCGCGCGCCAGUUCCGCCGGCGUUCCUGUUCGCAGCCUCCGCCAGAGAUGCAGCCGCUCUUUACGACAAUGCAGUUUGUGACGGAGGAGCCCACCCAGCCCUCGCAACGUCGCGUUCGUGCGGCCAGCUCGCAGCCCUCUUCGCGUAGGACAAGAUCUCGAACAGCCGCCUCAACGCCCGUUCCCGAGUCUGGCCCUUCAACGCCCGCGUCGACCACACCCGCAGCAUCCUCGCCGUUCACGUCGUCAUCUUCACUCGUGGACUUGCCAGAGGACUCGGAGAUGCCGCCUCUCGUGGCUCGUCCUCCCGAGUUCGACAUGGACUUCACGCAAUACUCAUUCGAACCAUCGCAGCCCUUCGCAUUCGACGCCUUUACCUUCAGCUCAGGAGGCAGCAGCUCGCCCUACGUUGAGUCCUGCGAUCCCCUCACUCCGGCAACACAAUCGUCUAUGGGUGACAGUGGAUAUACCGAACAUGGCUAUGCACCAUUAUCCGCGGCUGCACGGUCAAACGAUCAUACUUCGCACAGUCCAUAUCCGCCGCUGUCUAUUGAUACGUCGUUCUUUGGCUCUUGGAACGUACCGCCUUCAUCCUCGCCGUUCUCCAAUUCACCUGGUGGCUUUGCGGCGUCAGAUCAGCCCCCUCCAUUCUCGGCGCUCACGCCCGUGGCUGCUCCUGACUAUACGCAUACCGACUACUUGCCUGUGGCUCCAGCUGAUAGCUCUGGUAACUUCGAUCCAAGUUAUGGGCAGGCUGGAUACGUUCCUGCGCCACCGUAUGGUGAUUUCACAAAUAUCGGCGCCCCUGCGACGGCACCUUUGGACGACUAUACGCUUCAGAAAGGAGAUUAUCCGUUUUAUACGCACAAAGUCGCUGGCGACGCGCAACAUUCUUACCCGAUACAGGAUAUGCAUUCCUAUCCGCCACAGGAACUAUAUGGCAGUUAUUCCGUAUGA
Messenger RNA from Peniophora sp. CBMAI 1063, 1677 nucleotides. The record is from the annotation of a GenBank genome assembly. NCBI's taxonomy places the organism in Eukaryota, Fungi, Basidiomycota, Agaricomycetes, Russulales, Peniophoraceae.